AUGUUCACCACCAAGACCAUCCUCGCCAUCGCGGCUCUCGCAACGGCCUCCUUCGCCGCUCCCAGCGUCGUCAUUGAAGACAAGGGCCUCAAGGGCGGAUACGGCGGCUUCGGCGGCAAGAACGCUGUCGCUCACGGCAGCGCGGCAGAGCAGAACCACGCCAACGAGUGGGCCGACGCCGACCACUACAACAACGGCGCCAACUACGCCAAAGCCGACCACGCCGGCGCCGCGCAGAACUUUGGCCACAACAAGGAGUACAACCACGUUGACGGUGCCUACGACCGCGCAAAGGGCAAUGCGGAGGAGUACAACGCCGCGAAGGCGUACGGCGGCAAGGCGGGUCACGCCAACGCUGAGACCGCCGGCGCCGAGGCGGCGGAGCACGAAGCGAAGAACUCUGGCUACGGCUCCGCUUACGGCUCGAAGCUCGGCGGCUACGGCGGCGGCUACGGCGGCGGAUACGGCGGCGGAUACGGCGGCUACGGUGCCAAGGGUCUCGGCGGAUACGGCGGAGGCUACGGCGCUCUGCAUACUUGA
Rhodotorula toruloides NP11 is the source of this 540-nucleotide messenger RNA. RefSeq lists its product as uncharacterized. The transcript is spliced from 8 exons. The record is from RefSeq and is a predicted model, not a curated record. NCBI's taxonomy places the organism in Eukaryota, Fungi, Basidiomycota, Microbotryomycetes, Sporidiobolales, Sporidiobolaceae. The coding region runs from base 1 to 540 and encodes 179 amino acids.